UCCAAUUGGUUUGACUUCGUUUCACACUACUAAAUUACAACAGAUAUAAGAUCUAGUUAUCCGAUUUUCACUUGAUUCUUCUCUUUCACUCUUCCAAGCUUAAGAUUCCUCCUCCUUUGUGUGCUUCGCUCUUCGUUCUUCAACAUCGAAAAUCAUCAUCACAGAGAGAAAUUUUUAUGGGUCGUGAUGAAGUGUCCUGAGAUUGAAGAUUGCCCACGAGAUGAUUCGUCGGUUGCUGGAUCGCUCUGGUGAUGGUGCCGGUGGAGGAGGUGUUUAAACAUGUGGGUUUUGGGUUUGCUGAUCUGGGUCUGUUUGGAUUGAGAGAAAAUCGAGGGGAAAAUAGUUGUGAGGCUACAGAGAAAAUGAUAUCUACGGGUAUAAAUCUGGUGAUGACGGUGAUCGGAUUCGCGGUGAGCACCAUGUUCAUAGUGUUUGUGUGCACACGCCUUGUUUGCGCUCGGAUUCACUUGAAUUCAUCCAGAAGAUCAUUUCCGAUCGCUUCCCGGUCCGAUCUUAGUAUUCUCGAACGAGGUUUACAUGGUCUUGAGCCAGUCGUCGUUGCCACCUUCCCAACAAAGUUGUACAGUGAUGAGUGCUUCUCAGCUUCAGCAGAUACACAAUGCUCGGUUUGCCUGGGAGAAUACCACAGAGAAGAUGUACUACGGAUCCUGCCUUAUUGCGGCCAUUCUUUUCACGUGAACUGCAUCGACAUAUGGCUUCAACAACACUCCACAUGCCCUGUCUGCCGAAUAUCACAGCGCGACUCUUCCGACAGAAAGCGUCUGAUGCAACCUCUGCACAGCCCAGCCACCCGGUCUCCCUAUGGCGCAGACACUCGUUCAUACAGCUACAUCUUGACCCCAAAUGGGUUUCCGUCACGAACUCGUGACAAUCACGGGAUUGACCCAAUACAGGAGGAUCACUGUGCAUCUCUCGGGGACACAGACGAAACCGCUAUUGAUAUGAAUCCCGUCCCCGAGGGAACGCCAAUGACGAAAGGGCAUCUAAAGAAGCAUGUGGAGAGCCCUUCAAACCCUCAGAUUCAGUAACCUUUUUUUUUUUAAAGUACUUUGGAGUUGUAGUUGUGGUGCUGUGUGAUUCUCAUCGCCAUCCUUUGCAUGACAAAGGCCUUGUUUUUGUUCCUUCUUUUUACUUGUCUCUAUCUGUCUAAACUCACAAGUACAUUUAGUUUGGUUGGUUUUCGCUUAGACAGUUGUAAACUUGGAUUGUAGUUCACUUUAUAUCAGAUGAAUGUUAUAUAAUGCCACUGCACUAUGGCAAGGGAUUUUAGUGUAAUGA
Tarenaya hassleriana is the source of this 1299-nucleotide messenger RNA. Its product is annotated as RING-H2 finger protein ATL74-like. The transcript is spliced from 3 exons. The record is from RefSeq and is a predicted model, not a curated record. The coding region runs from base 252 to 1049 and encodes 265 amino acids. Lineage: Eukaryota; Viridiplantae; Streptophyta; Magnoliopsida; Brassicales; Cleomaceae.